This is a messenger RNA of Scylla paramamosain (green mud crab), 3043 nucleotides long. Its product is annotated as beta-1,3-galactosyltransferase 4-like. Gene Ontology annotation, molecular function: hexosyltransferase activity. NCBI's taxonomy places the organism in Eukaryota, Metazoa, Arthropoda, Malacostraca, Decapoda, Portunidae. The record is from RefSeq and is a predicted model, not a curated record. Gene Ontology annotation, cellular component: Golgi membrane. The coding region runs from base 255 to 1484 and encodes 409 amino acids. The transcript is spliced from 4 exons.
GCCUCAACUCGGCGCAAUAACAAACAUUAGUCCGUCCAGUUUGGCUGUGGCCGUCACCUGAGGAGGAGCUUAUGCGCAGCCGCUCUUGGGACCCCUUGUCUCCUGCUUCCCUGUUCACCUUAGCCCUUCUGUCUCCCCACCUACCACGGAGGCUCGGAUAAUCAUGAACCACACAAGAGAAAAGAAAACAUGAACGUGUGAAUGUGUAUGUCUGUUUGUAAUUUGUCCUUGUGAGUUCGUGCGUGUGUGUGCAUAUGUGUGUGCGUGAGUGCGUGAUGCUUCUAAGAGGUCGUCGACACCGUGUGGUGGGCGCUGUGGCGUGUGUGGCAGUGUGUGUGGUGUGUGUGGUGGUGCUGGCAGUGUGGUGGGGCGCAGGUGACAGGCUGGCAUCACCACUACACCACCACCACCACCACCAGGACGUCCUUGAGUCUAUCAAUGUGUCUAAGUUCCUUGAGAGCCCACGACCUUUGACCCUACAGCCACACAAGACCCUAGAGGCAUGUGGAGGGGGCAGUGGUGGAGGGGUGGAGGUGCUGGUGGUGGUGCCCUCCUCCCCCCACAACCUUGCUGCCAGAAGUGCUGUGAGGGAGGGCUGGGGAGCGUACCUGCCUCGUUCCUGGGAGCUCGUUUUCUAUGUGGGUGCCGUGGAUCGUGCGUCAGUGCAGGAGAGGCUGAUCAGGGAAUCCCAGACACACAGGGACAUUACACAGGACCCGAGCUACCCUGACAGCUACGCAACACUGACUCUGAAGACCCUCGCGCUCCUCUCCUGGGCAAACCAAGCCUGCUCAAACGCUAGAUUCGUACUGAAGGCAGAUGACGACGUAUAUCUGAACAUCCCGCACCUUUACGCCCUCACGAAAUGCCUAGACGAAGCAAUGAGAGAGGUGUACAAGGCCCCACGUGGACAGGGCAAGUGUGAUGGGGCCAGGGAGCUGGUAAGCCACUAUAUCGAUGCAAAGACGCACAGUUACGAGUCUUACGUCAUCGGCGGGUACCUCUACCGCGGCGUUAAGACCGACAGAAGCAGCACGUCCAAGUGGCAGCUCCCUGUGGCUUCGUACGCUAAGGACACCCUCCCGAACUACCUCUCCGGGACAGCCUAUCUUCUCAGCACCAAUAUAAUCCCACACCUGCUGGAGGCCGCCAAACACACACCCGUCAUACACCUGGAGGAUGUGUACCUGACUGGCCUGGUGGCGACUGAACGACUCAAACUGCGCCUGACGAACAUCGAGGGGUUUGAACGAUUUAGACCAAGAUUCGAGGGUCCCUGUGUUUACGAGGGGCUCCUGACGGCACACGGCUUCACCCCAGGGGAGCUGAGGGCCGCCACGCACUCAACCCUGGGGUUACCUAAGGGUGCCUGCGACGGUGUGCUGACCAGGGCUGCGGUUAGGGUGAACAGGGUGCUGACGGCUGUGUUCCCAAGACUUCCUGCUGCCGGCCUUACUGAUGUGGAUGUUAAUGAGGUGAUCUGAAUGUGUGUGUGUGUGUGUGUGUGUGUGUGUGUGAGGAAGGUGUGAGUGAGUGUGUGUGUGUGUUCAUCAUUUGUUGUAAUUAAUGGUUGUGAGAGUUGUGUGUGUGUGUGAGGAAGGUGUGAGUGUGUGUGUGUGUUUGUUGAUUAAUGAUUGUGAGAAUGUGUGUGUGUGUGUGUGUGUGUGUGUGUGUGUGUGUGUGUGUGUGUGUGUGUGUGUGUGUGUGUGUGUGUGUGUGUGUGUGUUUUAUUUAUGCUAUUUAUAUCUCCCUUCAUUUUGUGGUUCUGUUUUGCCAAGAACUCUUAAUACUCAAUACCUGCUUCCACCCACACCACACACCACAGAGCUUAGAAGUGCAAAAUAUAUAGAACUCAUUACUAUAUAUAUAUAAGCACUUUGUAUAUUUAAUAGGCUAACCUGAAUCUCUCUUUCUAAUACUCAUUCUUGCUUCCACUUAAGAAAACAUCAACAAAAAAAAUAGUACAGAAAUAUUAUGCAAGAUUUUAAAGUAGUACUAUAUAUAUAUAAACAGGUAUUUAAUAUAUUGUAACUUAAAAUUCAUGGUAAUCCUUAUGAAUGCUUAUGGUAGUCAGAAAGAAAUAUCAUAGGAACUUGUUAUGCAGGACCCAGAGCUAGUUAUGAAAGAAACUCUUCGAAAAAUUAAUAUAUUCCAAUUUAGCUCACUUCAAUACUCAUAAAUACUUCCAAGACUGCACACGCUCACAAAAAGACGUUUGCGGAAACUUGUUAUGCAAAGCAGUGACCCAGAAUGAAUAUAAACAUGAAAAAUUUAUAUAUUCCUGCUUAAAAUUUGCUUAUAUCAUUCCUUCUUCCAAUCACAGGAUAAAUACAAAACCUAACAAUUUUUUUUUGUAAUAUAUAGAGUUGUACUAGUUGUAUAUAUAUAUAAAAACACUAGCAGAAAGUGUUAUUAUACUCAUGCAUAUUUCUGAAUCUCAAAUGUUAAUUAGACUGCCAGAUUAAAAGGGAAAAUGAGUGAAAUAAAUUAAGUUUGUCAGAUUAUAAAAGGGAAAAUGAGUAAAUUAAAUGAACAGGUUGCCAGCUUACAGGAAAAUGAGGAAAAUAAAUUAAAACGUUGCCAAAUAAAAGGAAAAUGAAGAAAAUAAAUUAAAACGUUGCCAAAUAAAAGGAAAAUUAACAAAAUAAAUUAAAACGUUGACAGACAAAAGGAAAAUAAGAAAAAUAAACUAAAGUGUUGCCAGAUAAAAGGAAAAUGAGGAAAAUAAAUUCAAAUGUUGCCAGAUAAAAGGGAAAAUCCGCAAAAUAAAUAAAAUAAGUCUUUCAGAUACUCAGAAAUUAAAAGCUGUGAUUUAUUGCGGUGUAUUAAAGAAACUGUUGCCAAUUCUACUGUAAUAAUGCCAAAAAUAUGUCAAGAAAUUAUGUCUUUGAAAAAUCUCUGUACAUUUUUCAUUCUAAUGUUGCCAAAACUUAUGAAAAAAAUAAAAAAAAUGAAAAAAAAGCACUUUUAAACAUUCACAAAAUCUUUGUACUUAAUCACCCAAAAAAAAAAAGGAAAUAAAAUAAAAUAAAAUAAAUGUGAA